Messenger RNA from Vanessa tameamea, 780 nucleotides. RefSeq lists its product as uncharacterized. The record is from RefSeq and is a predicted model, not a curated record. NCBI's taxonomy places the organism in Eukaryota, Metazoa, Arthropoda, Insecta, Lepidoptera, Nymphalidae. The transcript has 5 exons. Bases 149 to 763 code for a protein of 204 amino acids.
UAUUCAUAGAGACUUUUUAAGAAAACCAAUCAGGGAGCAAAUCACAUGGGCUACGCACUAUCUUGAACCUGAAAAGGAAGAUGAAAAGAGCUUAGUAAAAAAAGCUGACGAUCUGACUGACAGAAUAACACAAAACUUUUGUGAUUAUAUGAAACAACUAGGAGGUGAUCAGCAGUCACAACUUUUUACGCCGAAAGCUAUAAAGGAACUGUUUCAGGUUGAGUUCGACACCCACGUGGCCCGCAGUCUUCAAGUUGUUCCGAAAGAAAUGCCCACAGUUGAAGAACGAAUCGCAAAUGUUACUGAAAAUCCAGAGAAAUCUAAAUUCGCUGCUCUCGAUCGUGAGAUAUCGAAAGACAUAAAAGCGGAACGUCGAGCUGAUCAUCUGCGUGCGUUUAAUCGAAGUCUUCCAAAUAAUAAGCAAUGGCGUGCUCCUCGUAACGAAACAAGAGACAUGUGGCGAUCAGCACGCCAUGUACCGAAGGACCUUGUUACUUUGAAAACAGUUUGGGAGGGCAUUACUAACCUUAGAAGUGUCAAAGAAUACUGCCGGUGGAUGAUAGAACACCCCGAGUAUCGUAGAGCACCUUACCUGAGAAGUCUCGGUAUGUUCGAUACCGCGGUUCUUGACGCGAGGUUGACCUUCGAACUUCAACAGCAAAAUAUGUCGCCGCCUCUCACGUCUCCGACAGACAUUCCUGCACCCAUCGACCAUAUCCGCAAACGGCUGUCUGAACUAGCUGAAACCAAUGAUGACGGAUAGCUGAAACGCAAGAACUU